Molecule: messenger RNA, 2037 nt
Organism: Scophthalmus maximus (turbot)
Lineage: Eukaryota; Metazoa; Chordata; Actinopteri; Pleuronectiformes; Scophthalmidae
Gene: stx11b.1
Product: syntaxin 11b, tandem duplicate 1
Exons: 2
Coding region: 544-1440 (298 amino acids)
Biological process (GO): intracellular protein transport; exocytosis; synaptic vesicle fusion to presynaptic active zone membrane
Cellular component (GO): plasma membrane; endomembrane system; SNARE complex
Molecular function (GO): SNARE binding; SNAP receptor activity
Source: RefSeq, a predicted model, not a curated record
CACUGAAGAAGUCACGUGGGCGUGUCUGGGGGGAAUAUUGACUGUCAAUCUACCACAGCAUGGCCUCGUCCCUGUACCGUGUCACUGCCAUUUAAAAACGUACGAAAUAAACGCUUCCACCACCACGGUUAGUAAGUUGCUGGACAAAAGACGCAGCUGUGAUGCGUCUGCAGAGUCCCCCGUUCAACACACACAUGUCCUGACAGAGCAGGGUUUGAACUGACACACACACACACACACACUUCGGUUCACACACCUCGUCCUGUAUCCAACUGGCGCUCCUGAGAUGCGGCGUCACCGCGGGGCCAAACCGACCGGGCCUCAUUCCUGAAGUCGCAUCAUCACAGUCUCGUGGCAUCUUCAACCAAACCCCACAGGGGAACGCCACCCCGUGUAGCCCCGGAGAUAAGCCGCGCUGCGCCCAUUGCUUCUGCUCAGGGCCACGAGCAGUCGACGUCGGACCCGUGGGAUGGUGCCGUGGCACCGGGGGCCCCUCACAACUCAGGACGAUAUCUGCGGACGUCGGAGCCAAACAGCCUAACCAUGAGGGACAGACUGAGCCACCUGCAGGAAGUGUCCAAUGACCAUGUGGAGCAGAUGGAGUAUGCAGAGUCCACGGUCUCCGACACCUUCAGUAACGUGGACCUGGAGGAGGAGCUGCGCCAUGAGGCUGUUGUGUUCGACAACAGCCCUGAACUGGAGGUGGUCUUCUCCCAGUCACAAGACAUCCACAGAGACAUCCAGCUUAUCCGUCUGGAGGUCAAAAGGCUCCGUGAGCAUAACUCUCGCAUGCUCCAGGGCGUCACCACCAUGAGCACCAUCAAAAGGGACUCAAACGCCAUUGGCGCUGAUAUUAAGUCGAAGGCUGAAAAGGUUUUGGCACGGCUGCGAGAAAUGGACGGCACAGCCCAUAAGCUAGAGGAAGUGCAUGGCUCAAAUUCAGCCACCACACGCAUUGCAAGAACCCAGUACGCUUGUCUGAGCAACAGCUUCCGUGAUGCCAUGUUUGACUACAACGAGGCUGAAAUGAGCCAUCGUGACAACUGUAAAACGCAGAUCCAAAGGCAGAUGGAGAUAGUGGGGCGUGAGGUGACAGGAGAGGAGGUGGAGGAGAUGAUUGAGACAGGUCAGUGGAGCGUCUUCAAUGACAACGUCGUGACUGAAGGUAAAACAGCUCGGUCAGCUCUGUCCCAGAUCGAGAAACGUCACCAGGAGUUGGUGGACCUGGAGAGCCGCAUCAAUAGCAUCCAUGAAAUUUUCCUGGACAUUGCCGUGCUGGUGGAGGAGCAGGGCCCCAUGCUGACCUCCAUCCAAACUAACAUUCAGAAAACUGACGGAAACAUACAGGAUGUCCUCGUCAAACUCGGCAGGGCCAAGCGUCAUGACAAGAACAACCCAUUCAAGAAGAUGUUUUGCAGCUGUUUCCCAUGCUUCGACUAAUGGCCAUACAGUCAUGUAUAGAGGGAUGAGGGAUGGGAAAGUGCUGUGCAGUCAAAGAAAAGAGGGAAAUCCUAAAGAAAUAAAACGUUUCAUGCCUGUAAUGUUUUGUAUGAUAGGUUUGAGACUGGUAUCCCAAAUCAGAAUAAAUUCCCCCAUGACUGAGGUGUAAUGCAGACCCCAAGAAAAAAGUAUUUAAAAAGAUGUUUCCUGUUUCUAUAUCCUGCUUAGUUCCCACCUGGGAGGGAGUUGCCCAAAAACCCCUAUUAAUCAAUCUUUUAUGUCAAUUAUUUUAUUGUGACUGAGUAGUUGGUCACUACAUGUCAAUCGACUACAACAGUUGACAUCAAGCUGAAAUGUUUUAGAAUUUGUUAAAUGUUGUCUUUCUUGAUUUGAAUCAUACAUAUUUUCUUCAUUACAAAUACAUAAACUCAUGGGUUGAGUAGCCAUUUUGUCCUCCAAUAUUUUCUCAUAUUAUGUAGAGAGCACACUUAAUAUGUUGUGAUGUACACAAUCUGAUACCUUUCACUGCCUUUUGAUGACGAUGUAUAAUAAUUUCAUUUUGUCUUGUAGUGUCAUAAAAAACUUUAUUAAAAUACA